Molecule: messenger RNA, 1087 nt
Organism: Salvia miltiorrhiza (redroot sage)
Lineage: Eukaryota; Viridiplantae; Streptophyta; Magnoliopsida; Lamiales; Lamiaceae
Product: peptidyl-prolyl cis-trans isomerase CYP18-1
Exons: 5
Coding region: 221-703 (160 amino acids)
Biological process (GO): protein peptidyl-prolyl isomerization; protein folding
Cellular component (GO): catalytic step 2 spliceosome
Molecular function (GO): peptidyl-prolyl cis-trans isomerase activity
Source: RefSeq, a predicted model, not a curated record
AAAAAUAAAAAAGAAAAAGAAAAAGAAGAGAGAAAGGGAACGAUUUCCCUCAAAGGUAACUCACCGAGCCGACUUAUUGAUUGAAAUUUGAAUAUUCGAAAAAGAAGACAUAAAAUAGUUCUUCAAAAUUAGAAGCUAAAAUAAAAUCGAAGCAUUCCCAAAGAGUUGCUUCAGUUUCAGCUGUAAUCGUUUUAGAGGUUCUGAUAAUCGCUCUGUCGAAAUGUCAGUGACGCUUCACACGAAUUUGGGCGACAUAAAGUGCGAAAUCUUCUGCGACGAGGUGCCGAGGACUGCUGAGAACUUUCUGGCGUUAGCUGCAAGUGGCUAUUACGAUGGAACCAUAUUUCACAGAAAUAUUAAGGGUUUCAUGAUACAAGGUGGUGAUCCGACCAAUACAGGCAAAGGUGGGACAAGUAUAUGGGGUAAAAAGUUCAAUGAUGAGAUAAGAGAGUCUUUGAAGCACAAUGCUAGAGGUAUGUUAUCCAUGGCGAACAGUGGGCCUAAUACUAACGGAAGCCAGUUCUUCAUUACCUAUGGCAAGCAACCUCAUCUGAAUGGACUCUAUACCAUCUUUGGGAAAGUGAUUCAUGGGUUUGAAGUGCUUGAUAUAAUGGAAAAGGCUCCAAUGGGUGCGGGGGAUCAACCUCUCAUGGAGAUCAGGAUCAACCGUGUAACAAUUCAUGCUAACCCACUUGCCGGUUGAAUAAAGGCUUUUAGAACACAAAGCGGUGCCUAGUUUGAAGACUGUCGUGCUUUAUCAUCGGAUAUCAGAAAACUUCAACACUCAACUGGUAGUUGUUGAUGGCAGAAUAUUGGAGAGUAAGAAACUUCUAACAUUUUCAGUUAUAAUGGUUGUGUAGUUUAUAUUGGUGACUGCUGGAUAUUUUCUUACUGCGAUGUUUCUAUUUCUGAACCCGAUAAAGUCUAAGUCGGGUUCCUGAUAUAUCGGUGACUGGAUAUUAGAUUGUCUUUGUUGAUAGGCGUGUUAUUGUAACAGUUAGAGAUGAUGAUACUUACAAUUAAGCUGAUGAUGGUACGACUGCUGCAUAUGUAGCAAUUGUCAUUGAAUGGGCAAAUUAUUGCAAUA